Molecule: messenger RNA, 1296 nt
Organism: Durotheca rogersii
Lineage: Eukaryota; Fungi; Ascomycota; Sordariomycetes; Xylariales; Xylariaceae
Product: RNA-binding domain-containing protein
Exons: 5
Coding region: 252-1079 (275 amino acids)
Biological process (GO): positive regulation of mRNA splicing, via spliceosome
Cellular component (GO): spliceosomal complex
Molecular function (GO): RNA binding
Source: RefSeq, a predicted model, not a curated record
UCACCGAACCAUCGAUCUACCACUUGCCAUCCAACCUCAUCUCGUCCCCAAGUUUAUCCCAUCCUCUUCCAUCUUCCAUCCUCGUCAACAACCGCUCCAUCUCCCGGCGCGAUAUUUUCUCUGUAGCUGCAGUCCCUUGACAGGGUUGCUCACGCGUCUUCUUCCUACGCCGGUUACUCGGCAGAUAAUCGCGUCGCGAAUCAACACUCACCACCGUCGCAGCGUAUCGGUCAGAUCAAGCCCCGUUUGUCAUGGCGACUACCGCGAUGGACUACGAGAAUGCCAAUGGCGACCGCUUCGAUGACGAUGGCCCCCGUUACGAGCGUGAUCAGCGCAGCGCUUCUCCCAGAGCAUCACGCGACGACGGAAUUGAGAGUGGUCGCCGUCGCUCUGCUUCACCUUCUGCCAACCAAGACCGUGGCCCCAAGGAUGAGAACGGCAGCAAGGAUGAGGAUGGCUCCAUCAAUCCCGGGUCGAACCUUUUCGUGACUGGAAUCCAUCCCCGACUGACCGAGGUCGAGGUCACGCGGCUUUUCGAGAAAUACGGAGAGGUUGAGAAGUGUCAGAUCAUGAAAGACCCUCACACCAAAGAAUCUCGUGGUUUUGGUUUCGUCAAGAUGGUGACGUCCGAGCAAGCCGAUGCAGCCAAAGAUGGACUACAAGGGGAGGAUGUCGAGGGUCGAACGCUAAGUAUUGAGAAAGCCCGUCGGGCCCGACCUCGAACCCCCACUCCCGGCAAGUACUUUGGCCCCCCGAAGAGAGAGAGCCGUCCCCGCUAUGACGAUCGACGCCGUGGAGGUGGCUACGGCUAUGGUGCACGUGAUGAUCCUUACCGCUACCGAGGCUACGACCGUCCACGUUACGAGGAUCGUGGCGAUCGUGGAUACCGCGAGGACCGUGGAUAUGACCGUAACUACCGCGAUGGCAGAGGCGGUUACAGUGGCCGUGAAGAGCGCGGUGGCUAUGACCGCAACUAUGAUCGCGGUUACGGCCGAGAGGAGCGACGCGAGCGCGAGGAGGGUUACAACCGAAUCGACCGCUAUGCUGGUGGUCGUGAGGAUCGUGACCGAUGCCCGUGAGACCUACGGAGGUGCGCCCUGAUCAUCGACAAGGACCAUUUCGACGAUCCGGCCUGCCGCUGCUAAUGCGUCACCCAGGAAACGAUCACUAUGUGCAUUGAGAGCAUUUUCCGAGAUGUACUCUCGCAUUCGCCUCUGCAUAGCAGAACUUUCGGUGACGGUACUCAGGCAUCUCGUUAUCUAGUGUCUUUCCUCUUCGGACAUGCGAGUACGGCGG